This is a messenger RNA of Chrysochloris asiatica (Cape golden mole), 531 nucleotides long. It is a transcript of the gene MRPL17, whose product is annotated as mitochondrial ribosomal protein L17. The transcript has 3 exons. Gene Ontology annotation, cellular component: mitochondrial large ribosomal subunit; ribosome. Gene Ontology annotation, biological process: translation. The record is from RefSeq and is a predicted model, not a curated record. The coding region runs from base 1 to 531 and encodes 176 amino acids. Gene Ontology annotation, molecular function: structural constituent of ribosome. Lineage: Eukaryota; Metazoa; Chordata; Mammalia; Afrosoricida; Chrysochloridae.
AUGCGACUGUCUGUCGCCGCUGCUGUCUCUCACGGCCGCGUGUUUCGCCGCCUGGGUCUUGGACCCGAGUCCCGAAUUCACCUGUUGCGGAACUUGCUUACGGGACUAGUGCGACAUGAGCGCAUCGAGGCGUCAUGGGCGCGCGUGGACGAGAUGCGAGGCUACGCCGAGAAGCUUAUUGACUAUGGAAAGCUGGGAGACACCAACGAGCGAGCUAUGCGCAUGGCUGACUUCUGGCUCACUGAAAAAGACUUGAUCCCAAAGCUGUUUAAAGUGCUGGCCCCUCGCUACCAAGGUCAGAAUGGGGGCUACACGAGAAUGCUGCAGAUCCCAAAUCGGAGUGAGCAGGAUCGGGCCAAGAUGGCUGUGAUUGAGUAUAAAGGAAACUGCCUCCCACCUUUGCCGCUGCCUCGAAGAGACAGCAACCUCACACUCCUAAACCAGCUACUGCAGGGGCUGCGGCAAGAUCUCAGCCAGGAUGGGAAAGCCAGCAUCUGCAGCUCCCACACAGCUAAAACACCAGGAAUUUAA